AUGCAAAAAUGGCCGACCGUAACCAAUGAUCUUGACCUGAAUGAGGGUAAAAUCAACUUCACCACCCGGACCGGUGAUGAAGUGACGAUUAAGGCUAUUUGGCAGGAUACCCUCCCUUUGGGAUCCCAUGAAGGUACGAUCUUCGCGAUCCAUGGAUCCCCGGGAUCUCACAAUGAUUUUAAAUACAUCGCGCAUUACUUGAAGAAGACCGGGAUACGCGUGAUAGCUAUGAAUAUGCCCGGUCAUGGAUAUACACAAAAGCAUAAGAAAAUCGGCUUUGAAAACGAAGAUCGUAACGCCUUUCUCCAAGCGAUGCUGGAUCAUCUACAAAUCGAGGGCCCGAUUGUGUUUGUCGGGCACAGUCGUGGCUCGGAAAAUGCAAUGGCAAUAUAUGCACAGGGGAUCAAGCCGUUUUUUAUCAUACAAUUCGCCUCCUGGAUUUACAAUGUCAAUUUGUGGUCCGUCCAGAAGAUGAUCAUGCACCCAAUUUUAUACCACGUCUACAAACGCAUCGUGCGCCUCAAAACCCAAACCGGAAAAAUUGCCGCCGUUUGCGUACAAAGUAUGCGCACGUUUGGUCUCGAAAAACAACGGCCCUACGUCGAGGAGCUGAACGAAAAUUCGAAAACACCGAUCGUGAUGGCGUAUUCGGGCAAGGACUUCCUAAUCGAGGACCAGAUCGUCAGGGAGAUGCUGGCCGAAUUUGACGGUGCCGAGGAACUGAUUCUCGACGAUUCCAAAAGUGACGACGUCGAAGCAAAAGCCGCGAGAUGGGUCCGCCAACGACUCCUAGAAUCCCGAGCCCUCGGCGUCUGCUUCAAGCAGGACGGCCACUACCUCCAGAAAUUCAAAGCCAAAUUUUUGGCAGACACCAUUGCAACGAUGUGCCAAUUG
Messenger RNA from Mesorhabditis spiculigera, 894 nucleotides. NCBI's taxonomy places the organism in Eukaryota, Metazoa, Nematoda, Chromadorea, Rhabditida, Rhabditidae. The record is from the annotation of a GenBank genome assembly.